Messenger RNA from Oryzias melastigma (Indian medaka), 889 nucleotides. Its product is annotated as cytochrome c oxidase subunit 4 isoform 2, mitochondrial. The record is from RefSeq and is a predicted model, not a curated record. Lineage: Eukaryota; Metazoa; Chordata; Actinopteri; Beloniformes; Adrianichthyidae. The transcript is spliced from 5 exons. Bases 258 to 782 code for a protein of 174 amino acids. Gene Ontology annotation, biological process: mitochondrial electron transport, cytochrome c to oxygen.
CUUUGUCACUUCUGUCCAGCUGGCUAAACUUUCCGUCUUCCUUUCACAGGCUUUGCUUGGUUGUUUACAAAUUUCAUUCCCUCCUCCCUCCCUCUAAGCUCCUUCCCUCCCUCCUCUCUUCCUCUCUCCAGCCCUUCCACCCGCCCUCGCUUGGUUCUGGUUGAGGAGGUGAAAGAGGAGAGACAGAACAGGAUAGAGGGCCCGAACACUCGUCUGUUCAAGAUUUCAACGCUGCAUCUUCAAAUCCUGCAACAACUAUGCUGCGUCAGACUGCAGUCCACAUGAGAGGCCUCCUCGCCAGGCGCGCCUCUGCGGCCGUGACCAGCAGCUCCGUCAGGAUGGCGAGCCACGAGGUGUCAGAGACGGUGGACAUGUCCCGGCCCAUGUACUACGACCGCGUGGACGUUCCUCUGCCUGACAAACCCUACAAAGACCUGCUGACGGACGCUGACAAGACCCUGAAGCAGAAGGAGAAAGGACCAUGGAGCCAGCUCAGCAAAGAGGAGAAGAUUGCCUUGUACCGCCUGAUGUUCCACCAGACCUACCCUGAGAUGAAGCAGAAGACCUCAGAGUGGAAGACCGUCCUGGGCGGCAUCUUCUUCUUCCUGGGCUUCACCGGCCUGGUGGUUUGGUGGCAGAGAAUCUACGUUUAUCCCCCGCUUCCCAAGACGUUUGAGGGCGACUCUCAAGCCAUGCAGCUGAAGAGGAUGCUGGACAUGAGGGUCAAUCCUGUCCAGGGCUUCUCCGCCAAGUGGGAUUACGAGAAGGGCCAGUGGAAGUAAAAACACCAGUGGAACGGAAGAGGUUUCCCUCUUCCUCCCAGACGUCUGCCUCCUUCAUGACCACGGCUGUCGUAACAGAACCACGGAUCAAUAAAGUUUUAUCUGUC